Messenger RNA from Leguminivora glycinivorella, 3766 nucleotides. RefSeq names its product zinc finger protein 883-like. Gene Ontology annotation, molecular function: zinc ion binding; DNA-binding transcription repressor activity, RNA polymerase II-specific. Gene Ontology annotation, cellular component: nucleus. The transcript is spliced from 6 exons. Bases 90 to 2291 code for a protein of 733 amino acids. NCBI's taxonomy places the organism in Eukaryota, Metazoa, Arthropoda, Insecta, Lepidoptera, Tortricidae. Gene Ontology annotation, biological process: negative regulation of transcription by RNA polymerase II. The record is from RefSeq and is a predicted model, not a curated record.
CUCGUGAAACAAACAAGUAGAAUCUGAAAGUUAUAUAUUUUAAACGUGCGAAUAAAGUCGACGCAGUGUGUUUUAAUGUACGUAUUAUCAUGGAACCGACAAACCAGUGCCACUGCUGCCUGCAGCGGCCUUCGGCGAAAGAUUUGAGGACGCCGUACACUCGUCACGGCAUUACGGAGAUAUACUCGUUCAUGAUUGAAGAAUGCUUCGUGAUCAAACUGGCAUCAAGCAAUGAGGAGCAGAGUGGCAUCUGCGGGGAGUGUGAGAGGCGCCUGCGGGAGGCGAGCUCCUUCAAGGUGCAGGUGCAGCGCUGCCAGGCCGAGCUGCGUCAGAGGCUCCAGGCAGCACUGAGAGCCAAAGAGGAGAAAGCCUUGGAUGAACACCUUGAAGAUGACAUGAGCAGCGAUGUUCCCGAGCCUUCUUUGCCUCCGGGCGAGAAGAGCCCCGCCCCGCCUUGUAAAGAGGAGCCGCGAGACGAAUAUCUGUCACCUCCAGACGACGAGAGCCAGGGACCGCCUUGUAAAGAGGAGCCGCGAGACGGAUUUUUGUCACCUGGCGAGUACGAAGUUGACACAGCGCCUCUGACCUCGCGAGCUGUUCAGCAGCUCUCGUUGGGGUGUUCCGUGAAGGUGGAGCGCCUCAGCGACUCGCCGCUCGCGAGCAAGCCGUGCCCCGUGACGUCACACCGCGAGAGCGACGAACAAGCCUACACACACGAUACUCGCCCCACACACGACUCUAGUUUGAACACACACAAACAGGAAAAUAUCACACCAGUAACGAAUACCGAAGUGUACUGUUGCGACAUGUGCGCUCACCUAUGCACGUCAAAACUUACUCUAAUCCGCCAUAUCAGAACACAUACUCACCCGGAGGGAAGGCACACCUGCGGAGCUUGUAAAGAAACAUUUCCUAGUGUCUUGUCAGUGAAGAAGCAUCUAAGGUUGCACUCUACAGACAAACCCUGCGUUUGUGAAGAAUGCAAUAAGCGAUUUUCAACUGAAAAAGAUCUGGAUUCACAUAAAAGAAAGAAAUGUAACAGAAAAUUCACUCGAAAAGUAUCGGUAGGUCGCCGUGAAAAUAGUGUGAUGAAAUCAUGCCAAUGUAAAGUAUGUAACAAAGAAUUUACUUGUAAAAGUUCUUUAGUUGUCCAUGAAAGAAUCCAUAGUGGAAUAAAACCGUACAAAUGUAAAGUAUGUAACAAACAAUUCACUUAUAAAAAAUAUUUAGUUCGCCAUGAAAUAAUCCAUAGUGGAAUAAAACCAUACAAAUGUAAAGUAUGUAACAAAGAAUUUAUAGCAAAAGCUAAAUUAGUUGUCCAUGAAAGAAUCCAUAGUGGAAUAAAACCGUACAAAUGUAAAGAAUGUAACAAAGAAUUUAGUGAAAAAUAUAAAUUAGGUGUCCAUGAAAGAAUCCAUAGUGGAAUAAAACCAUACAAAUGUAAAGAAUGUAACAAAGAAUUUAGUGAAAAAUCUAAAUUAGUUGUCCAUGAAAGAAUCCAUAGUGGAAUAAAACCGUACAAAUGUAAAGAAUGUAACAAAGAAUUUAGAGAAAAAUAUAAAUUAGUUGUUCAUGAAAGAGUCCAUAGUGGAAUAAAACCAUACAAAUGUAAAGAAUGUAACAAAGAAUUUAGAGAAAAAUCUAUAUUUGUUGCCCAUGAAAGAAUCCAUAGUGGAACAAAACAAUACAAAUGUAAAGUAUGUAACAAACAAUUCACUUAUAAAAAGUCUUUAGUUGCCCAUGACAUAAUCCACAGUGGAAUAAAACCAUACAAAUGUAAAGUAUGUAACAAACAAUUCACUUAUAAAAGGUCUUUAGCUGUCCAUGAAAGAAUCCAUAGUCUAAUAAAACCGUACAAAUGUAAAGAAUGUGACAAAGAAUUCAAACAAAAAUCUAAUUUAGUUGUCCAUGAAAGAAUCCAUAGUGGAACAAAACCAUACAAAUGUAAAGUAUGUAACAAACAAUUCAGUUAUAAAAGGUCUUUAGUUGCCCAUGACAGAAUCCAUAGUGGAAUAAAACCGUACAAAUGUAAAGAAUGUAACAAAGAAUUCACUUAUAAAAAUUAUUUAGUUGUCCAUGAAAGAAUCCAUAGUGGAAUAAAACCAUAUAAAUGUAAAGUAUGUAACAAAGAAUUCACUUAUAAAAGUUCUUUAGUUGCCCAUGACAGAAUCCAUAGUGGAAUAAAACCAUAUAAAUGUAAAGUAUGUAACAAAGAAUUCACUUAUAAAAAGUCUUUAGUUGCCCAUGACAGAAUCCAUAGUGGAAUAAAACCGUACAAAUGUAAAGUAUAGUAACAAACAAUUCACUUAUAAAAGUUCUUUAGUUGUCCAUGAAAGAAUCCAUAGUGGAAUAAAACCGUACAAAUUUAAAGAAUGUAACAAAGAAUUCACUUGUAAAAAAUAUUUAUUUAGCCACGAAAUAAUUCACAGUGGAAUAAAACCAUACAAAUGUAAAGAAUGUAACAAAGAAUUCACUCGUAAAAAAUAUUUAGUUAGCCACGAAAGAAUUCACAGUGAAAUACAACCACACAAAUGUAAAGACUGUAACAAAGGUAUCAGUUGUAAUUGUCAUUUACUUUCCCAAGAAAAAAUCCACAGUGACCAUACAUAUGCAAAAAAAUCAUUUAUUUAUUUAUUUAUUUAGGGUCAACAACAGAAAUUAAAUAAAAUAGGCAAAAUAGUAGUACAGCAAUAGAAAAAAAAAACAAAAAUAAAGGUACUUAAUAUGCAACAUCAUUUAAACAUGUUUUUAAACAUAAAAAACACAUUAACAUUCAUUAAUUUAAAGAUAGAUGUUGGCCCAAUCAGGCCAACUAGCACCAACCACUUAACUCAGGGUUAGUGGGCUGUCAUCUGUCAAAUUCCAUAUAAAAUGGUGGGUUAACCCGAGGGUUAACCCUCCCUUUUCGUUGGUGCAAGUGGCCCUUAUAGGUAAUCACAUCUUAUUCCAGUAUCUUUGGAAGUUUGGACUAACAGACGUACAGUAAGACUUUUAGACAAACUAUGAAUACAUGUAAGUGUGCACUGAAAACGUUCCACUUUGUCGAUGGCUCUAAAGCCGCUUUGCCAGUUUAUUCAUAUAAAGAUACAAGUAAAUCUCGCCUUAAUGGUAACCGACAAAGUGGGACGUUUUACUAUACACACUCACAUAUUAGAUUUAGUAAAAAAUAAAAAUGGUUGAAUCGAACAUUAAUUACUUACUAGGCUAAUAUCGAAUUUGGCACAAUAAAUGAUUGUCUUCUGUAGUAUUUGACAUAAAAAACAAUAUUUAUAGAUUUUGGGUAUUAAAAGUGUAUGAUGACUACGUAUUUUCGAUUAAAAUUGUGUAAUUUUUAUAUAUUUUGACCACCGAAAACGCUGUCAGCGAUAUAGUGACAUCAUCAAAUUCGAACCUUUGCUGCAUAUCAAACAAUCACUGACAUAUUGAACUUUACCUUUUUUCUUUUCUGUAAUAAUAAGCGCCACGGUGUUUUCAGUCAAAGGAAAUAGUAAAUCCGAUGUACUUAGGAUAUGUUUAGGAAACGUAACGAUAGAGGGCGUGAAAAACAAUUAUAUGCCGUAGUGCAAGUUGUUCGCUAGAUGUCACUGUUAUCCCCGCAAACUGGGUAAUGACUUGUCGUAAAAUGUAACAUAAUAGCCUAAGAACGGUGCGAUAUUUUUGAAAAUAAUUCUACAACAGUAGUUUUUUUUCAUAUACAGCGUUUAAUCGCAAUUUAAAAAACCUAUAUUUUCGAAUCCACCAAUAGUUUGGAAUGGAAGAUAUUAAA